This is a messenger RNA of Paramecium tetraurelia, 1017 nucleotides long. RefSeq lists its product as uncharacterized. The record is from RefSeq and is a predicted model, not a curated record. Lineage: Eukaryota; Ciliophora; Oligohymenophorea; Peniculida; Parameciidae. The transcript is spliced from 5 exons.
AUGCAAAAUAUUUUAUUACCAUAUUCAAAGGAACUUUAAAAACUUGAAACUAGAAUUGAAAAUAAGGUUUAGAGUGGAGUAUAUUCAAAUCCACUAUAAGAACAAAUGCAAAGAGCAAAACUAAAUAUCAUUCGAUUAGAAUCCAUUCAUUUGAAAAAAAAAAAAUUAAGUUCCAAUUACAAUGAAAAGCUUUAGAAAUUAAAUGAAAAAUUAUCUAACCAAAUGGAAACAAGUUAGCAGAAAAAAGAAGAAAAAUUAAAUGCAUUACAGAAUAAAUUGAAAAAACUUAAUUAACCAAAAAAACCUCUUUAAAUGUCAUUUCAAGAAGAGACUAGCAACAGAUAAUCAGAGUCUCCAAUUAAGAAGGAAAUAUUAUAGACUCCUUAAAACAAGGCUGUUUAGAAAUAGGAGAUUCAUGAGCAUAAAAUUCAAAAGAUCAAAUUAGCUGAACCCAAAAAGGUUAAUGAAAAUGAAUUAUUCGAUUAAUUAAAUAGGAGUAUGGAUGCAGCAAAGUAAAGGAAAUCUGAAAGAAUUGAUAUUAUUAAAAAAAAGUUGCAUGGUCAAGAUGAGAUUGUUCAUUAACAUAUGGAAAAGUCGUAAAAAAAUAAAGAAGAAUUAGAAUAGUAAAGAUUAAAUUAGAUUUAUCAGAAAUUAUUGCAUCUAGCAUAAAGGACUUAGGAGAAAUAAAUGAAACAGCAGAGUAAAGAAAGAAGAAAAUCAAUGCAUUAGGAAUUAUCGAAUAGUGGAUCAUAAAAUAAAUAUAAGGAGUUGAAAUAGUAAGAUUCAAAAGCAGAAUCAAUUAGAACAGCGAGAUCUGUUUAAAAUGAUUAUAAAUUUAUAUAAGUGAGGCAGAGAUUAGAAAAAUUAAAUAUUGAAAGAGAAAUGUAAGCUUAAAGCAUUCUGGACAAACAUUAGCAAUAUUCAACUAGAAUUCAAUAAAAUAAACAAUUAUUAGAUGAAUUAGCUAAUACGUGUUAAUAUUAUAAUUUUAAGAUCAAAGAAUAAUAUUUGUUAUGA